This is a messenger RNA of Sebastes umbrosus (honeycomb rockfish), 4541 nucleotides long. RefSeq names its product dnaJ homolog subfamily C member 16-like. The record is from RefSeq and is a predicted model, not a curated record. The coding region runs from base 265 to 2640 and encodes 791 amino acids. NCBI's taxonomy places the organism in Eukaryota, Metazoa, Chordata, Actinopteri, Perciformes, Sebastidae. The transcript has 15 exons.
AAUCUCCCAAAAUGAAUUUCGACACUGUGGAACCUCCUCCUCAUCCUCUUCUCCUCCUCCUCCUCCUCCUCCUCUUCUCCUCCAGCAGGUUGUGAGCUUCGCCCCUGGAGGAGCUGCUGGAUGCUGCCGAACACACCCUGAGCAUCUUUGCACAUCAAUGUAGGUGUGAAACCAACAACAGCUGAAGAAGAGCAUCAGAAACCUUCAUCAGAUAUGUGGUGUUGCACCGGUUGACUGCUGCUGCUGCUUGAGGUUACUGUGGUGAUGGCAGGGUCAAAGAUGACCGUGCCACUGGCUGUAGUGGUUGUCCUCUCAGUGCUGCUGACAGGAGCAACCCCUGCUGGGCCUGAGAUGGACCCAUACAAGAUCUUGGGCGUAACCAGGAGUGCAAGCCAGGCUGAGAUCAAGAAGGUCUACAAGCGUCUCGCAAAAGAAUGGCAUCCUGACAAAAACAAAAAUCCAGGUGCUGAGGACAUGUUUAUCAAGAUUACCAAAUCUUACGAGAUCCUGUCCAGUGAAGACAAACGAGCCAACUAUGACCGUUACGGGCAAACUGAUGACACCCAGCCAUACGGCGGCGCUCGCUACGGUCAGCGCCACGACAGCUUUUACUUCGACGAGUCCUUCUUCAACUUUCCCUUCAACAGCAAGAACCACAGGGACUUUGCUGACAGCAAGUACACGUUGCACUUUAACCAGUACGUCAAUGACGUGGUGCCCGACAGCUACAAGAGACCAUACCUGAUAAAGAUCACCUCUGACUGGUGCUUCAGCUGCAUCCACAUCGAGCCCGUGUGGAAAGAGGUGGUGCAGGAGAUGGAGACUCUAGGUGUCGGGAUAGGUGUGGUAGAUGUUGGCUAUGAGAGACGGUUAGCCAAUCACCUCGGCGCUCAUCGCACCCCGUCAAUACUUGGAGUCAUAAAUGGCAAAGUGACGUUUUUCCAUUACGCUGUAGCAAAGGAGCACCUGAGACAGUUUGUAGAAGACCUUCUUCCUCAGAGACUAGUGGAGUGGGUCACCGACAAGAAUGACCCGCAGUUCCUGAGCAGCUGGCAUGAGCUCAACAAGCCCCAUGUGCUUCUGUUCGACCAAGUGCCUGUAGUUCCUCUGCUUUACAAACUGACAGCUUUUGCUUAUAAGGACUACUUGCAGUUUGGCUAUGUGGACCAGGGCCUUUCAGAGACCGCUAAUCUGCAGAAAGAUUUCAAUAUUAACACGUACGCUCCGACCAUGUUGGUCUUCAAAGAGAACACUGACAAGCCCGCUGACAUUAUUCAGGCCAAAGGAAUGAAAAAGCAAAUUAUCGAUGAGUUCAUGUCAAACAACAGAUUCCUCCUCGUGCCACGGCUGGUCAAUCAGAAGCUCUUUGAUGAGCUCUGUCCUGUCAAACAGUUCCAUCGACGCAGAAAAUACUGCGUCCUGCUGAUCACAGGUGAUGAAGAGACCUUUUCUUUUGGGAACCAGGCGUUUCUCUCAUUUGCCUCUACCAAUACCAAGGAAGUCGUGAGGUUUGCGUAUGUGUACCAACGGCUACAGCAGCCUCUUUGUGACAUCCUCAUGCAGAACAAGGACAGUGCACAGUCGCCAGCACAGGUGGUGAUCCUGGAGAGGCGUAAUGCUGCAGGGAAGGCCUUGUACAAGCCGGUGACCGCCUGGAACGGCAGCGAGGAAGACAAACAGCGUCUUCUGGAGGAGCUGGACCGACUACAGAAGGACCCGUCCAUCCUAGUCCAUGACGCCAUGCUGCCCGAGCUCAACAACGAGUUUGCCUCCAUGUUUGUAAUCCGAUGGAUCUAUGCAUCUUACGAUUACCUCGCUGAAGUCAUCGAUGACAUUCUGCACAACAACUGGCGCGAGAUGAUGCCUCUUCUGUCCCUCAUCUUCUCCGCCUUGUUCAUCUUGUUUGGAACCGUGGUCAUCCAGGCCUUCAGUGACUCAAGUGAAGAUAAGCAGACUAAACCGAAGGCUAAAGAUGGAACAAAAGCAGAAAAUGGGUCACCAGGGACUGGUAGUGCUUCAAGUCGGCCUCCGAAGAAGAAUUUUGUAGAAGUGACGGAGCUGACGGAUAUCACUUACAUAAGCAAUCUGGUGAAGCUGAGGCCAGGACACAUGAACAUAGUGCUAGUGCUCACUGACGCCUCCAAGAACAUCCUCCUUAGCAAGUUUGCCAAAGAGGUCUACUCCUUCACAGGGAGCCUGACACUGCAUUUCUCCUUCCUGAAUAUCGACAAGCACGGCGAGUGGAUGAACACGCUGCUGGAAUAUGCCCAGGACGCCAUGCAUAUCGACGCGGACGAGGACGACGGGGGAAACCGCAAGAUGGACUACACCGGCUACGUUCUGGCACUCAACGGCCACAAAAAGUACCUUUGUCUGUUUAAGCCCGUCUACACUGGGGAAGACGUCGACAGCAAGUCAUCUGAGGAUGAAGGGGGCACCUCAGGGGGGAGGUCGAGAUCCAGUUCCCGUGACGACCACCCGCCGCGCAAAUCCAACCGGUCCCGCAGCUUAUCCACCCUGCAGAUCCACCACAAACUGGACCGUCUGGGGUUGUGGAUGGAAAGGCUCAUGGAAGGCACUUUGCCUCGUUACUACAUCCCCACGUGGCCAGGACUAGACAAAAUCACCCCCAGUAAAUAGAUCGAGGCGCGUUCUGUCCUAUUUUUGCACUUGAUAUAUUUGAUAGUUACAGGUGUCUUUAAAGGAACAGUGCGGAACAUUUUGGGGGAUGUAUUAGCAGAGAUGGAAUAUAAUAUUCAUAACUAUGUUUUCAUUAGUGUAUAAUCACCUGAAACGCUUGUGAAUCUGUGGGAACGUGAGCAGCAGAGUGUAAAACUUACUACUACUACUUAAACACACACACUACUUAAAGAUGCAGUGUGUAGGAUUUUGGCGGCAUUAGGCGUGCAGCGGAUCACAAAACUCACGGUUCGGAUUGUAUCACGGUUUUGAGUCACGGAUUGGAAAAUAUAAAAAUUACUUGCACUAAAUUAAUUACACUGAACGCAAGGAACAUUUGGCUAUGGUUUUGCAUGAAAACAACAACAUAAAUAAAUAAAAUAUUGAAUACUCAAUUGUUUAAAUCAAAUCUUAAAUUACUCAAUAAUACUCAAUUCUGUUAAAUAAAAGUUAAAUAUGAGGCAUGAUGAUAGUUCUUCCUUUGAACAAUAAAAAAAUAAAUGAAAAUUCAUCAAAAUCAUCAAAAAAGUUAACAAAAAAAAAGAAAGCAAAGCAGACCUGAGCUAGCUUUUUUCAGAAAGAUCAGAUAUUUUUAAAUCCUUGGUUUUCCACAAUGGAGUAUGGCCUCAUGUCUGCAGUGAUAAACAUACCAAUAGAUCUGUACGGAUCAACUACGGUCCAUUACACCCCUAGGUGGCGUAUAGCGGUGAGGUUGCAGAUUGCAACCAACUGAAACUCCUGUGUGUGGCCAACCUGCGAAUAGCCCUAUCUCAAGUUUUGUUUGUCCAUUCUGGGCUACUGUAGAAACAUAGUGGACUCCGUGAAGAGGACCCGCUCCGUAUGUAGAUAUAAACGGCUCAUUCUAAGCUAACGAAAACACAACGAUUCUUAUUCUCGGGUGUUUAUACACUAAAGAAAACAUACUUGCUAAUAUUAUAUUCCAUUUCUGCCAAUAGAUCCCCCUAAAUGUUACACACUGGUCCUUUAAAAGUUGGGUCAAUAUUACAAACUUGGCUUCAGUGCAACUGCUGUGGGACCGGUUCUUUAACGCACCCCUCUUACACUCAUCGCAUGCUGUUUUCAACUGUUGCUGGUAGUCAUAUUUUAUUCAGAGAAAUGCUGCUGCUACAACCUUGUGAAGAGAAAACUAUAUCACUGUGGCCACCUGUACUCUCCUGCCUCCAUGACCAUCAGUCAUAUUCACACACUGAAGGAGGCAGGAUGACUACUUUAGACUUCGUUGAUGAAUACUGUGAAUAGAGGUGCAUGUCUCCAACACUAAAUGUCUUGCCUUUUCAUGCAUCUCAGCCCAAUUACUUUUCCUUUAUAGAUCUCCUGAAUGCCGACUCGCUUGUGCAAUAUAGCGCACUGCUGUAACAACAAAGCCUUGGUCUCGUUAGCCAGUAGCUUCAUGUAGCAAACAUAAUGAACAGGCUUCCCAUUUCAUUUUCUGAAUGUUUCCCAAAAUGGCCACGAUUGACUGAUACAUUAUCAUUUUGUCAUCUUGAAUUACGUAGACAUAAAGUCAGACUUUAGUGUGCGCUUGCUUGGGUUAUUAUUAAUUUAUUUUGUCAACACUAAGUGUAAAAACGUCAUUGAUAUAACUUUGUUGGUACAAUGUGAUGUAAAUAUUGUACAUAAUCAUGUUAUUAUAAAGAGUAUGUAACUUGAAAGAUAAGGUGAAUGUUUUACAUGGAUUUAUGAAAAUGCUGUAGUUAUGUUUCUGUUUGUUUCCCACUGAGAGUUUCUUUUACAAGUUAGUGUAAAAAAAAUGAUGUCUCCUAAUGUCAGAUGUUUCAGUUGGUCUUCUGUAGUGCAUUUAUCCUCUUGUUGGUUGUAAUAAAAUGCUUUAUGUUUGUUAA